AGUUCAUUAGCGGGCCGUGUGCAAAACGUAAUGGGAAGAUUUAUGCGACCGGCUUUUCAUUGCAGCCUCAUUGCUGACUGUAGGUAAGGAUCUGCUUAGAAUUAACUACCACCCAUCUCAAGCAAACAACAUGCCCAAGUGUCCAGCUUGUCAGAAGGAAGUUUACUUUGCUGAGCGCAAGACGUCUCUGGGCAAAGACUGGCACAGUGGCUGCCUAAGAUGUGCAGAAUGCAAGAAGGUGCUGACCCCGGGAUCACACGCCGAGCACGAAGGGAAGCCAUACUGUAACAAGCCUUGUUAUUCAGCUCUAUUUGGUCCUAAAGGGUUCGGACACGGAGGAACAGAGAGUCAUACAUUCCGCAAGUAAUCAAAGUAAAACCACUCGGACUAGCACUAGAUCUGCAUGUAUAAAAUAUAGAGACGUCUAACCUGUUUAUAGCAAGGAGCUCCCUAGAGUCUUUCAGUGUACAAGAGGACGGGGUUCAGCUGAACAGAGCUCACUGGAAAAGUGUCAUGAUUAAAGUCAGCUCUUUCACGUCCUCGAAUACAAUUUUUAGUUGCUUCAUAUCUACGUACUGCAGCGGGUAGGUGAUCCGCCAUGGACUUGUGCGUAUAUUAUUGGCAAGGAAAACAAUCUGUUCAUUUACAUUCCAUGGUUACGGAUGCGUUAUAAUAAACUGUGCAAGUGUGUAUGCAAUAUUCCUUUACCUCUUUCUUCGUAUGCAAUAGCUUGUGUAGACGGCGCUUAAAGACGUACAAUUUACAAACGUCGAUAUUCCAUCAGACAUGCAAUUUCCUUGGGGUUUUUGAAGGCGAUUGUUUACCUUUAAAGAAUACCGACAUAUGGAAUGAUGGUAUUUUUUUGCAUUAACUCCCUUUUGAUUACCCAGUAGCUUCAUUCCUUGUACCUUGUGGGAUCAAAAGGAAAUAAAAACCAUUCGAGUUUGUAACACCCAGUUUUUUAUUUGCACAUAUAAACAUGAACAUCGAAUCACAAAGAGCAGUUCAAUAUAAUUUUACAUUUCCUGCACAAUGUACUUUACUAGAAUAUAAAUAAACAUUGAAAGCGCCAAGUGUAUAUUGGGGUAGUUGAGAAAUUAUUAUUGAGUUCAUAAUUUAUCAGUCACUUUGUAGCUUAGAAUUCAGUUCGGGUGCGUCAGCUUUAUUUGAACGCUUUGGAACUAGAGGUUUUGCUAGUAUUAAAGGUAUUUUUCAAUGAGGACAACAAAUUACCAAACUCGAAAUGCUAAUAGCCACUCUAUGACGACAAAGUUUUUAAGAAACGAUGAUUGCAUGUACUGCAGCUUAAUAUUGUCUUCCCUUUCUUUCAUAAAAAAGACAACAAUAGAAACGCC
Molecule: messenger RNA, 1355 nt
Organism: Lingula anatina
Lineage: Eukaryota; Metazoa; Brachiopoda; Lingulata; Lingulida; Lingulidae
Product: cysteine-rich protein 1
Source: RefSeq, a predicted model, not a curated record